UGCAGUGGCUUGAAUUCAAAUUAAGCUUUACUACCUUGGAUAAUGGUCGGUACGCCACUCGAGCCCUCACUGCAGACAAAAAGGAUCCGAUGGGAAAGCCAUAUAUGCUACCCAGGGAUCCGGAGGGUGUCGGCGUGGUGGCGGGACAGAAACGUAAAUCCGACGUGGCCCCACGAGACUCGCCAUCUGGAAAAAUGGUUUCCUGAAUGUCGAAGAAGCAAGAUGCGGCUGCAAGGAGCCGAAUGCAGGAGGAGGCUGAGUCCGAGCGUCUGCGCGAAAUAUGGAAAGGCAAGGAUGAUAAGAACAAGGAGGACCCGCAACUACAGUGUGCGUGCUAUGCAAUGGAGGUGUUGUCUAGUACUGGGUUCAGAACGCACAGCAUCGGUGCCUUGAUUGGCGGUACUCACCUUCAGAUGCUCUACUAUGAUCGCUCCUCAAUCAUCGUAUCGCAAGAAAUCGACAUGGAUAAUGAUCCAGAUUCUUUCAUUGCUAUGCUGAUCGGAUUGCACGGGCUCACACUCGAAAAGAACGGCAUCCACAGUUUCAUUGUAGAUCCGUUCCUUAGCGACUACGCAGAGUACACAAAGGAGCAUCAGGAUGACACCGCGACGCUGUUCGAAGGGAGGAAGCUGACGCUGAAGAAGUCGGACGGUACUCCCGUGGUCUUGACGCUUGGAAAGAUCAUCUUCCGACAGCCUGGAGUUAUUGGUCGGGAUACAUGCGUCGUCGAGGCGACGGCUGAAGGUUACGAAGAGUGGAAGGGGAUGGAGACGAUCGUCAAAAUUAGCUGGCAAGCUAAAUCGCGUCCCUCGGAGAAGGAUUUCAUGAACGACGUGAAGAAUGCUGUGGAGACGAUGUCCAAAGACGGUGCACCACGUCAUUGGGUUGCCGACCAUCUUCCCAAUAUUCUAUUGUCCCAGGACUUCGAGAUGGCGGAAGAUUCGCCACAGGCGAGACUCAAGGAGUACUUUGACGCUGUCAGCUAUGCAGAUGGAGGUUCAUUUAAUUAUGAGGAGCGGGUGUGCCGUAUCAUGGUGGAGGAGAGGCUUUAUUCAAUUACGAGUCUCCGCGAGCCUCGCCAGUAUGCUCAAGGAAUAUUUGAUAUAUUACAAGUCCACAAAUGGGUAUAUGACCACGCGAAAAUCAUGCACCAGGAUAUCAGCAUGACGAACCUUAUGUGGCGGAAGAGAAACGGCGUCAUUUGCGGGAUCUUGAGCGACUUCGAUUUGUCUUCCUACCGCGAUCGUGAAAGUGCGUCGGCUCUACGUCGCACAGGAACGGGACCGUACUACGCAUGCGAUCUCCUUAAGGAAGAUCCGCCUGUCCAUAGCUAUCGACAUGACGUUGAGUCUAUCUUUAAUGGCCUUGUCCUUCUUUGCUGUCGCUAUGAGAUCCAAGCGACUCCAGCUCCAGAAGGCAAAGACCAGCUUGUGCAUGUACCGGCCCUUCCAUUUGAAAGCUGGUACGAUAUGUCAUACUCACAGCUUUACAUGCAGAAAUUUGGUUUCUUCAUUAUGGCCCAAGACCCUGACAAACUUCUCCCAAUUUCUAUCAGCUUCUCUGAUUUCAAACCCUGGCUCAGUAUGUGCUAUCAUCUGAUCAAGCAAGGCUUUUCCGCCAGAAACCGCUACCUCUGGCCUGUGCACAGCAGUCCAAAUGAUCUGCUUGCUCAAUCCAAAUCUCCCAGAAUAUCAGAAUCAGCAGCCACGGUCCCCAAAAAGUUCAACAACGCAACCCUAGGAGGUUUUGUUGACUAUUCGACAUUCUUUACGGUGAUGCGCACAUUUGCCGCCCAACCUCUAAUCAUCAAAUAUGAUCCAAAUGUGACGCAAGCACAGUCUCAGAUUUGACGCUGCGAGGGAUCUUGAAGAGAAGAUGUAGAAUUUUGGUUGCAACAAGCAG
Messenger RNA from Guyanagaster necrorhizus, 1902 nucleotides. RefSeq lists its product as uncharacterized. The transcript is spliced from 3 exons. Lineage: Eukaryota; Fungi; Basidiomycota; Agaricomycetes; Agaricales; Physalacriaceae. Bases 207 to 1850 code for a protein of 547 amino acids. The record is from RefSeq and is a predicted model, not a curated record.